Messenger RNA from Podospora pseudocomata, 990 nucleotides. RefSeq lists its product as uncharacterized. The transcript is spliced from 3 exons. Gene Ontology annotation, cellular component: mitochondrial inner membrane. Gene Ontology annotation, molecular function: S-adenosyl-L-methionine transmembrane transporter activity. The record is from RefSeq and is a predicted model, not a curated record. The coding region runs from base 1 to 990 and encodes 329 amino acids. Lineage: Eukaryota; Fungi; Ascomycota; Sordariomycetes; Sordariales; Podosporaceae.
AUGAGGGACAACACACAGGCGGAAAUAUUGGCGGCCGGUGCGGUGGCAGCGUUUACUGUUGACCUCCUUGUUUACCCCUUGGAUACAAUAAAGACUCGAUACCAGAGUCAAGGUAUUGUUGGUCAGCCAGGACGUCCAGCGCCGGUAUCUCAUGGGCUCAGAGGUCUAUACCAAGGAAUUGGUAGUGUGGUUUUUGCGACAUUGCCUGCCGCUGCAAUAUUUUUCAUCAGUUAUGAAUCUGCAAAGUCUGCCCUGAAGUUUUCUUUGCCCAGUACAGCCCCCCAGCCAGCAAUCCACGCUCUGGCUUCAGCUGGCGCCGAACUGGCUUCGUGUACUGUUCUCACACCAGCUGAGGUGAUCAAGCAAAAUGCUCAAGUCUUACAGCGUUCCAGCUCUUCUGGUCAUAGCAGAUCAUCGUCCAUCGAAGCAUUGCACAUGGUGUGGCGGAGUGAGGGAGGCGCCGGACGAAGAUUAUGGACAGGCUACACUGCUCUUGUCGCCAGAAAUCUGCCUUUCACUGCACUCCAAUUCCCGCUGUUUGAGAUCUUUCGGGGCCAAAUUUGGAACUGGAAGAGGGGAGGUGCAGAAUCAUCACACACACGGAAAGACUACGCGGACAGUGACCAACUACAAGACACCAGGCAGUCGAAGGAGACGCGCCAGAAUGGCCUCAAGUCGGCUCUUGUCGAGACAGGUUUGGUGACGGGAGCAAGUGCUGCAGUCUCGGGCAGCCUUGCAGCGUUGCUGACCACUCCAUUAGAUGUGGUCAAAACGAGGAUUAUGCUCAACGCCGGGAGCUCAUCAGCCCCGGAAACCACAUGGGAAAUUACGAGCAGGAUAGUCCGAAAAGAGGGGGUGCGUGGCAUCUUUCGAGGAGCUAUGCUUCGUGGGACAUGGACGGCCCUGGGGAGUGGCCUAUAUCUGGGCUCAUACGAAAUGGCCAAGAUUUGGCUCAAGGGGACAUCACCAGACCAUCCUAACUUCUCUUGA